This is a messenger RNA of Gracilinanus agilis (Agile Gracile Mouse Opossum), 722 nucleotides long. RefSeq names its product acetyl-CoA carboxylase 2-like. The record is from RefSeq and is a predicted model, not a curated record. The transcript has 6 exons. Lineage: Eukaryota; Metazoa; Chordata; Mammalia; Didelphimorphia; Didelphidae. The annotation marks the transcript as partial. Gene Ontology annotation, molecular function: metal ion binding; acetyl-CoA carboxylase activity; ATP binding.
AGUACAUCAAGAUGGCAGACCACUACGUCCCUGUUCCCGGGGGGCCGAACAAUAACAAUUACGCCAAUGUGGAACUCAUAGUAGAUAUCUCCAAGAGGCUCCCGGUGCAGGCCGUAUGGGCUGGCUGGGGCCACGCUUCAGAGAACCCCAAACUGCCUGAGCUGCUCCAGAAACAUGGCAUCGCCUUCCUAGGCCCUCCCAGCGAUGCCAUGUGGGCCCUGGGAGACAAGGUCGCUUCCACCAUCGUGGCGCAGACCCUGCAGAUCCCGACGCUGCCGUGGAGCGGAAGUGGUCUCGUGGUGGAGUGGCAGGACGAGGAUCUCCAGCAGAUGAAGAGAAUCAGCGUCCCUCCUGAGACGUACUCCAAGGGCUGCGUGAAGGACGUGGAGGAGGGCCUGCAGGCCGCCGAGAGGAUCGGCUUCCCGGUGAUGAUCAAAGCUUCCGAAGGUGGCGGAGGGAAGGGGAUCCGGAAAGCGGAGAGCGCCGAGGAUUUCCCGAACCUCUUCAGACAAGUGCAGAGCGAGAUCCCGGGCUCCCCGAUAUUCGUCAUGAAGCUGGCUCAGCACGCGCGGCACCUGGAGGUGCAGAUCCUGGCCGACCAGUACGGGAACGCCGUGUCCCUGUUCGGCAGAGACUGCUCCAUCCAGCGGAGGCACCAGAAGAUCAUCGAGGAGGCGCCCGCCACCAUCGCCAUGCCCUCGGUGUUCGAGUUCAUGGAGCAG